CGUUCACUCAAGGGAAACACGCCCGCCAGCCCACCAGCGCAGAGCGCACCCGUCCGCUCCUUUGCUGCUGCUGAGCCUGCCCGACCACUACCGCACUUAUACUCUCCCGCUCCCGCUGCCGUUCUCUGUCUUUCUCCCUCCCUCCCUUUCACACGCAUCCACCACAUAUCCACCCACUCACCAUGGCACAACAAAUCACGUCGUCCUUGAAGGACUUCUGGCACACAAUGACUUCGUAUGACCGACAUGCCUCACACGACUCGCCCUAUCGGACCGGCCGCCACAUCCCCAUCCCCCAGAGCCGCCAUGCCGCCCUCACCUCCAUCACCGCCAGCGGCGCAGAGUCCCGCACCGACCUCGACUCGCCCUACCAGCACGACGAGCUCGCUACCAGCAAUGGCUUCAUCGGCUCUCCCAAGGGCCCAAUGUCCCCCAGCUCCCCCUACUCGCCUGGCAUGCGUAGCUCCCUCAGCCGCCAGGCCACAUUGGACUCGGACAGCUUCGACAAGGGCGCCAAUGGCCAGAUCCAAAUGCAGGACUUCAACGAAGGCCUGCCUCCCCCACCGCCUGUCUCCCACUCGUGGAGGCGCAUUGACCGCUGGGUCGAGGACAACUUCCAGGAGCUAUUUGACAACAUGUGCGAAGGAUGCACAUCCAACGACGUCAACGAGCUAGAGCACGAACUUGACGCUACCCUCCCCAUGGACGUGCGCGAGUCUCUUCAAAUCCACGAUGGCCAGGAGCGUGGCGGUCUCCCCACCGGUGUCUUUUUCGGCCUCAUGCUGCUCGAUUGCGAGGAGAUUGUCAUGGAGUGGAGGAACUGGCGCAAGGUCGCCGACGAGUACCUGACUACAAAGGUCGACUACUCGACACCCCAAAUCCCUGUCAAGGCCUUUGCCGGCUCGUCCACCACACCGCCCGUCGCCCAAGUGCAGAGCACCACAAACCCUCUAUGGCGACAAGACCUGCUCGCUCGCCAAGACUCGCAACCGCCAAACGCUAUACAAAAGGCCUACGCCCAUCCUGCCUGGAUUCCUCUUGCCCGCGACUGGGGAGGCAACUACCUCGCCGUCGACCUCGCCCCUGGCCCCAAUGGUACAUGGGGACAAAUCAUCAUCUUUGGCCGCGACUACGACCGUAAAUACGUCGUUGCACGCUCAUGGGGCGCACUUUUGGCCAUGGUAGCAGAUGAUUUUGCUUCCAAGGACGUGCACCUGGACGAAGAAACCAGUGAGUUGAAGCUCUUGAUCUUCAAGCGCCAGAACGUCGAGCCACCCUAUCUCGAGGUUCUCCGCUGGCGGUGUGAUCAAAAGUACGGCCGCCGACCACCUAACAAAAAACGCCCAACAAGCGGUCUGCGCGUCAACCCAAACGCCCCGGGCAUGGUCGUUCCUAGCAGCACAGCGAGCAGCCCCUACCACAGCCCCGUAAUUGGCCCUGAAGAUCGCGGUCGCAGCCCUCACCGUCUUUCGAAGCCGCCAAAAGGUGUCAGUCCACGCGGUAAACUCUCCAGCCCCUUGGCCCGUGUGGCCGAGGAACACCCCCAACCGGUCCGUGUGAAUACAAAUCUCGACUCCAAGGCUAGCGUCCCCACUGAGAACCUCAUUUCCGUCGAUACUCCGAGACCGAGUGACGAGCUCUCUCAACCUCGCAACAGCCUAGGCAGCGACAAAGAGAACAAGGACACAAAGAGGACAUCUUCAUCAUUAAAGAGUCCCACUGCUGUCGCAGAACCAGAAGGGCUGAAGAAUGUCGAGAUAUAACAAUCUCGCAGCAAUCGAUUCUCUCUUCAAACCAUACUUCCCAUUGACGAUCUACUAUUAGAAAGAACCGGCUGGAUACCUGGCAGUCCAAUACACAUGACAGGAGUGCAGGCGUAGCAUGGAGUACGAUUCAUCGCAAUUUUGACUUGUGAUGACUGCUCGGCGUAUUGACAACAUUUCCCAUUCUCCAAAUCAAACGGCGUUUUUUUCCCAACAAUGCAAAUCUACUGUUUUUUUCUUCUUCUUCUCUUUUACUUCUCUUCCCAGCACACACGGCCGCACCCGAACGUCUUGGGGGAGAUCAUU
This is a messenger RNA of Bipolaris sorokiniana ND90Pr, 2069 nucleotides long. RefSeq lists its product as uncharacterized. The coding region runs from base 183 to 1763 and encodes 526 amino acids. Gene Ontology annotation, biological process: cell wall biogenesis; regulation of fungal-type cell wall biogenesis. The record is from RefSeq and is a predicted model, not a curated record. The transcript is spliced from 2 exons. Lineage: Eukaryota; Fungi; Ascomycota; Dothideomycetes; Pleosporales; Pleosporaceae. Gene Ontology annotation, cellular component: mating projection tip.